Messenger RNA from Lactuca saligna, 1780 nucleotides. Lineage: Eukaryota; Viridiplantae; Streptophyta; Magnoliopsida; Asterales; Asteraceae. The record is from the annotation of a GenBank genome assembly.
CCACCGUUUAGACCGAGCUAAUCUUCCACAAGUUUAUUUUAUAAUUUUAAAUUUUUUGUAAUUUGUAAGUGUAAUAGAAUAAUAGAAUAUCUUAUACGUAUAUACUUGCCGAGUGUUUAAUCAAAAAUAAAGAAAGGUGGGUGCCUUUAAUGUAGAAGUUGUAGGUAGUAGUUGCUCCAAUAGCCUUAACUGCCUUAAAUCUCUCUCCCAUACCUUCAUUCCAUAAAUACGUUCUACAUGUGGGUCUUUGAUCGAUUCAUUGAUUUAUUGAUUCAUUGAUUCUAACACUAUUCAAAAUCCCUUAUCACAUACAUAUAUACUUGUGUUCUGGGAGUAACAGAUUCAAGAAAACAUGAACUCCAAUGACGGGUCUGUUUGGAAGAGAAGAUCUAAAGAGAUCUGUUGCGAUGAUGACAAAUCACAGCUUCUUGUUGCCUCAAAUAAGAAGAAAAACAAGAACAGGAACAAGAAGACUGUGAAUCAGAAGACCCGAACAGAGUACCCGUUAUUGAGAUUUGAAGAUUUACCAGAGUAUAUGAAGGAUAACGAGUUUAUUUUGAAUUAUUACAGAGCUGAUUGGCCUUUAAAGCAAGCCCUUUUUAGCCUUUUCCGCUGGCACAAUGAAACCCUAAAUGUAUGGACGCAUUUAAUCGGAUUUGUUGUAUUUGUGGGAUUAACCAUUACAAACGUUAUGCAUGUGCCUCAAGUUUCACAGUUCCUCAAUUUGUUAACUUGGUCUUUCCCAUUAGGCCCAGGUGCAAACGCGUCACAUAAUUCAAUUAUGGAUACACCAAAACUCAUCGACCUAAAGCACGAAUCACCGCUAGACAUGGACAUCGGGCCGCCACUACUAGCGGCAACGCGGUGGCCAUUCUUCGUGUUCUUGGGCGGCUCGAUGUUCUGCCUCCUCUCCUCCUCCACGUGCCACCUCUUCGGCUGCCACUCGCACCACCUCAACCUCCUCCUCCUCCAAAUGGACUAUGUCGGAAUCACCAUCAUGAUCAUCACCUCAUUUUUCCCUCCAAUUUACUACAUUUUUCAAUGCGAGCCCAUAUGGCAAUUUGUCUACCUCGGCGGAAUCACAGCCAUGGGCGUAUUUACCGUUAUAACCUUACUGGCACCAGCGCUUUCUAGUGGAAAGUUCCGGUCUUUUCGGGCUUUUCUGUUUAUGGGUAUGGGCCUUUUUGGGCUCGUACCCGCGGUUCAUGCUGUUGUUGUCAACUGGCAUGAACCGCAGAGGAAUGGAAUCCUCGCAUAUGAAACCGCGAUGGCGGUUUCAUAUCUGACUGGUACCAUGUUUUAUAUUAGCAGAAUCCCAGAAAGAUUUAAGCCUGGUUGGUUUGAUUUGGCGGGACAUAGUCAUCAGAUUUUUCAUUGUUUUGUGAUUAUGGGUGCGUUGGCUCAUUAUGGAGCUGCGCUUGUGUUUCUUGAAUUUCGAGGUCAGUGGUCAGGAUGGCAGCAGCCUCCUUCGCAUCUCCCCAUAUCGUGUGUUGUUGCUGCUUGCCUUGACCCUCUCGGAUCAGCCUUCUCCCUUCUAUUCACAUUUGAUUGUCGGAGCAGACCCUGUGCUGCUUUUCCCCUUCGGCCUCACCGACCCCGGAGACUAAGACGUCCCCUCUUCCAUCUGUCUCUUCAACCUCUUCGAACCCCGGAGAUGAUCUCAAUUAGUCACGACAACCGGAAUGGCGGACAACACAACAAUGGAAGCAGGAGGCGAUUUUGUGUCGAAGAUCUUGACAUCUUUGAUGGAAGCGGGAGGCAAUUUUGUGGGUGUGGAUGA